Molecule: messenger RNA, 4445 nt
Organism: Bombus impatiens (common eastern bumble bee)
Lineage: Eukaryota; Metazoa; Arthropoda; Insecta; Hymenoptera; Apidae
Product: collagen alpha-1(III) chain-like
Exons: 12
Cellular component (GO): extracellular region
Molecular function (GO): chitin binding
Source: RefSeq, a predicted model, not a curated record
GCAAUAGCGAGAUGAGGAGGACCCGUACGAAUUAAAAGGGAAGUCAUCGUUGAUCCUACGCAAAAAGACACGGUGAACCGAAAACAUGUGGGCAAGUCUACAUACGUUAGGCGUUUUGAUAGCGCUGAUCUCGCCGACGUUAGCUGAUAUUGCAAAAGGUCUGCCCUCGAUACAUCUGCCCUUGCCACAUCUACCGAGUGGUUUCAUGUGCAUUGAAGUAGGAUAUCAUGCCGAUCCUAGCGACUGUAGAAGAUUCUACCGAUGUGUCGAUUGGGGAUUCGGAAAACCGCUGCAGAUCUUUCAAUUCGAGUGCGGUGUUGGAACAGUAUUCUCGAUGCGCAGGGGUAACAUCUGUACUCUCCCCAACGACAGCGAUCGCCCAGAGUGUGGUGGAAAUAUCAUAAACAACAAUAAUUCGACUACGACAUCUCCGACUACAACAGGAACAUGGGCGACCAAUGGAACUGUUACAAACGAUAUACUGCGAACAACUUCGAAGACUACUACCACAAGUUUAUCAACAAGUAGUAACCAAUUUUCUGCAACAAGCGGAAAACCAGAGAAUGAUCAAGGUCGAGGACGAUGCGUUCAAGAAGGAUAUUUUGCUGAUUUGAAUAACUGUAGAAAAUUUUAUAGAUGCGUUGAAGAAGGUUCUGGAAACUUAGUAAAGUAUGAAUUUGAAUGUGGAGUUGGUACGGUCUGGGAUCCAGAUAUACAUGGAUGUAAUCAUCCUUGGGCUGUAUCACGAGAAGAUUGCAAGGAAGGAUCAGGGACAGCCGCUACUGGUAGUGGCGAUAAUGAUGGACAAUGGACAAGCGGAACAGGCAGCCCUGGACAACCUGGAGACGCUACUAGUCAAACAGGAAAACCAGAUCAGCCGGGAGAAACUACUGGACAACCUGUUUCUCCCGGUACUGCGGGCACACCCGGUACUCCAGGCACACCUGGUACACCUGACACACCUGGUACACCCGGCAUACCUGGAAACUCAGGCACUCCAAGCAUUCCAGGUAGUCCUGGUGCCCCAGACACCCCCGACUCAACCGGCACACCUGGUACUCCUGCCACACCUGGAAUUCCAGGAAGUCCUGGUGCCCCAGGCACUCCCGGCUCACCCGGCACACCCAGCACAUCUGGCACAGCGAGCACAUCUGGCACACCCGGUACACCAGGCACACCUGGUACACCUGGCACAUCUGGCACAUCUGGUACACCUGGCACACCUGGUACACCCGGCAUACCUGGAAACUCAGGCACUCCAAGCAUUCCAGGUAGUCCUGGUGCCCCAGACACUCCCGGCGCAACCGGCACACCUGGUACUCCUGGCACACCUGGUACUCCUGGCACACCUGGUACACCCGGCAUACCUGGAAACUCAGGCACUCCAAGCAUUCCAGGUAGUCCUGGUGCCCCAGACACUCCCGGCGCAACCGGCACACCUGGUACUCCUGGCACACCUGGUACUCCUGGCACACCUGGAAGUCCUGGUGCCCCAGGCACUCCCGGUUCACCCGGCACACCCGGCACAUCUGGCACAGCGAGCACAUCUGGCACACCCGGUAAACCUGGCACACCCGGCACAGCUGGCACACCUGGCACACCCGGCACAGCUGGCACACCUGGCACACCCGGUAUAUCAGGAAACCCAGGCACUUCUAGCGUUCCAACAAGUCCUGGGGCCCCACACACUCCUGGCUCACCCGGCACUCCCGGUACUCCUGCCACACCUGGCAUUCCGGGAAGUCCUGGUGCCCCAGGUACUCCUGGCUCACCCGGAACACCUGGUACUCUUGGCACACCUGGUACACCCGGCAUACCUGGAAACUCAGGCACUCCAAGCAUUCCAGGUAGUCCUGGUGCCCCAGACACUCCUGGCGCAACCGGCACACCUGGUACUCCUGCCACACCUGGCAUUUCAGGAAGUCCCGGUGCACCAGGCACUCCUGACUCGCCCGGCACACCCGGCACAUCUGGCACAGCGAGCACAUCUGGCACACCCGGUACACCAGGCACACCUGGUACACCUGGCACAUCUGGCACAUCUGGUACACCUGGCACACCUGGUACACCCGGCAUACCUGGAAACUCAGGCACUCCAAGCAUUCCAGGUAGUCCUGGAAGUCCCGGUGCACCAGGCACUCCUGACUCGCCCGGCACACCCGGCACAUCUGGCACAGCGAGCACAUCUGGCACACCCGGUACACCAGGCACAUCUGGUACACCUGGCACAUCUGGUACACCUGGCACACCUGGUACACCUGGCACACCUGGUACACCUGGCACACCUGGUACACCCGGCACACCUGGUACACCCGGCAUACCUGGAAACUCAGGCACUCCAAGCAUUCCAGGUAGUCCUGGUGCCCCAGACACUCCCGACUCAACCGGCACACCUGGUACUCCUGCCACACCUGGCAUUCCAGGAAGUCCUGGUGCCCCAGGCACUCCCGGCACACCUGGUACACCUGGCACAUCUGGCACAUCUGGUACACCUGGCACACCUGGUACACCCGGCAUACCUGGAAACUCAGGCACUCCAAGCAUUCCAGGUAGUCCUGGAAGUCCCGGCACACCUGGUACACCUGGCACAUCUGGCACAUCUGGUACACCUGGCACACCUGGUACACCCGGCAUACCUGGAAACUCAGGCACUCCAAGCAUUCCAGGAAGUCCCGGUGCACCAGGCACUCCUGGCUCACCCGGCACAUCUGGUACUUCUGGCACAUCUGGCAUUCCAGGUAGUCCUGGUGCCCCAGACACUCCCGACUCAACCGGCACACCUGGUACUCCUGCCACACCUGGCAUUCCAGGAAGUCCUAGUGCCCCAGGCACUCCUGGCUUACCCGGCACACCUGAUACUCCUGGUAUAUCUGGAACAUCGGGCAUCACAGGUACUGCGGCCACUAACGGUACCCCCGGUACACCAGCAUGGCUUGUCUCAUCCAGCACAUCUGCAUGGUUUGACUCAUCCGGACAACCUAGCACCUCAGGAUCACCCAUAUACCUCGGAAGUCCUACCACUCCCGAAAUUACUAGUACGACACCCACACCUAUCAUAACAGAAGCACCCAACACUCUCAGCACUCCAAGCACGCCAAGUAAUUACGAAACUCCUCAAACACCAGCAACACCAAGUAGUGGAAAUGGAACAACCGCUAUAACUGACACUCCUAGUGAAUCUGACACUUCAGACACUCCUGGCUCUUCUAGUGAACCCGACACUGCAGACACUCCUGGCUCUUCUAGUGAACCCGACACAGCACAAACUCCUGGCUCUUCUAGUGAACCCGACACUGCAGACACUCCUGGCUCUUCUAGUGAACCCGACACUGCAGACACUCCUGGCUCUUCUAGUGAACCCGACACUGCAGACACUCCUGGCUCUUCUAGUGAACCCGACACUGCAGACACUCCACGCACUAAUAAUGACCCAGAUAAUUCAGGCUCCUCCGGGACACCUAAUGAAUCCGAGACUGCAAGUACUUCUAGUGAACACGAUUUUCCAGACACAUCUGGUGAAUCUGUAACUGACUCCGGUACUGCAAACACAUCCAGUUCUCCCGAAACAUCUGUUACACAAGCGACAUCCGACGGCGAACCUCCUUGUACGCCUGAUACAACCAGUAAACCUCCAACUCCCAGGACACCAAGUAAUCCCGAAAGUCCUGAAACACCAGCGACACCCAAUAGUGAAAUUGGAUUCCCUCCUACACCCAGUAUACUCAGUAAACCCCCAACUCCCAGGACGCCACGUCAUCUCAAAACUACUAGAAAACUGACGACACGUAGUAGUAAAACUAUACCUCCUCCUACAGCCACAAUGGCCAGUAAAGCACCAACUCCCAGGACACCAAGUCAUCUCAAAUCUCCCGAAACACUAGCGACACCGUGGAGAGAAAGUACACCUCAUGCCACACCCACAAUGGCCAUUAAACCUCCAACUCCCAGGACGCCAAUUCAUCUCAAAGAUACUGGAAAACCGACGACACGCAGUAGUAGAACUAUACUUUUUCCUACACCUACUAUGGCCAGUAAACUUCCAACGCCCAGGACGCCAAGUCAUUUCAAAACUCCUGAAACACCAGCGACACGCAGUAAUGAAACUACAUCUCCUCCCACACCUGAUAUGGCCACUAAACCUCCGACUCCCAGAACUCCAGGUCAUCUCGAAACUACUGGUAAACCUCCAACGCCCAGGGCGCCAAGUCAUUUCAAAACUCCUGAAACACCAGCGACACACAGUAAUGAAACUGCACCUCCUUCCACAUCGGGUAUAGUCAGUAAACCUCCAACUCCCAGGACGCCAAGUCAUCUCACGGCUACUGAAAAGCGGGCGACACGCAAUAGUAAAACUAUACCUCCUCCUACACACGCUACGGCCAGUAAUCCUCCAACUCCCAGGACACCAAAUCAUCUCAAAUCUCCCGAAACACCAACGACACCGA